Messenger RNA from Striga asiatica, 1958 nucleotides. The record is from the annotation of a GenBank genome assembly. Lineage: Eukaryota; Viridiplantae; Streptophyta; Magnoliopsida; Lamiales; Orobanchaceae.
AAAAAAGUGAAUCCUAAAAACCAACAAAAUCCAAUGGCAGCUUUGUAGUUAGCAGUUCAUACAAUUCUGUGCUUCGCUUACUCAACCCUUCCAUGGCGAUAAUCUUCCUCAUUAUUAUCAUCUCCUCAAUCUUCUCGCUUCAGCUGCUCGUCCGAAAACUGCACGAGAAGCAUGUAAAGUCAAAGUACCAUCCAAUUGGCGGCACUGUGCUCACCCAGCUGGUGAAUUUCAGCAGGCUGCACGAUUACAUGACCGACCUCGCUGGAAAGUACAGAACUUACCGGUUGAUUAGCCCGUUGCGCAGCGAGGUUUACACCUCCGAUCCGGCUAACGUCGAAUAUAUGCUAAAAACGAAUUUCGAAAAUUACGGCAAGGGAGAUUACAAUUCCAGCAUUUUAAGGGAUCUACUGGGGGAUGGAAUUUUCGCUGUUGAUGGUGACAGGUGGCGCCAGCAGAGGAAAGUGUCGAGCUACGAGUUUUCGACAAGGGUUCUGAGGGAUUUUAGUAGUGUGGUUUUCAGAAGAAAUGUCAUAAGGCUGACUAACAUAUUGUCUCAAGCAGCAACUUCCAAUGAACCAGUGGAUAUCCAAGACCUUUUCAUGCAGGCGACUCUGGACUCGAUAUUUCGAGUUGCUUUUGGGGUGGAAUUAGACACAAUGUGUGGUUCGAACGAGGAAGGUAAGAACUUUAGCACUGCUUUUGAUAAUGCGAGUGCUUUGACGCUGUGGAGAUAUGUGGACAUUAUGUGGAAGAUAAAGAAAUUUCUCAGAAUAGGUUCGGAAGCCAAGUUGAGGAGUAAUGUCAAAGUGGUUGAUGAGUUUGUGUACAAGUUGAUUUCGAGUAAAACCGAGAAAAUGAACAAGUCAGAUGACGAUCCCUCGAUUCAAAACUUCAAAAAGGAAGACAUCUUGUCGAGGUUCAUUCAAUUAGGUGAAACUGAUCGCAAGUACUUGCGUGAUAUAAUCCUGAAUUUUAUAAUUGCCGGGAAGGACACAACAGCAGCAGCUUUGUCCUGGUUUGUUUACAUGCUCUGCAAGCAUCCUCUUGUUCAAGAGAAAGUGGUAAAAGAAAUAGAAGUCGCAACAAACUCAAAAGAUGCAUCAAAUAUUCCAGAAUUCGCAUCUCGUUUGAGUGAGGAAUCUCUCGAGAAGAUGCAUUACCUUCAUGCUGUACUCACAGAAACUCUGAGGCUUUAUCCUGCAGUUCCAGUGGAUGCAAAAUUAUGCUUAUCAGAUGACACAUGGCCAGAUGGUUUCAGUGUGAGAAAAGGCGACAUGGUAGCCUAUCAGCCAUAUGCAAUGGGUAGAAUGAGAUUCAUAUGGGGAGAUGAUGCCCUAGACUUCAAACCAGAAAGAUGGCUAGAUGAGAACGGCUGCUUUAAACCCGAGAGCCCCUUCAAGUUCACGGCUUUCCAGGCUGGCCCGCGAAUAUGCUUGGGAAAGGAAUUUGCGUACAGGCAGAUGAAGAUAUUCUCAGCCGUUCUUCUGCGAUUUUUCUUCUUUAAGUUGAGUGAUGAGAACAAAGAGGUCAAAUACAGGACCAUGAUCAAUCUUCACAUUGACGGGGGACUCAGUAUACGUGCUUUUCACAGAUUAGAAGAUAAAUCCACAUGAAAAUUGUAAGAGAAUGUAAAGCAUACUUGUUCACAGUUCCUUUGUGGGUUGCUUAAAUGUAUCCUGUCAUGUCCAUUGUAUGAAAAAUGCUUAGACUCUGCAAAUGGAGUGUCAUUUGUCUGGGUAACAAUUAAAUAGAACAGGCUUCACUGCCAAACGGUUCGAUAUCUAAACAAGGACCUUGUUUCAAAUCAAGUGUCACGCCAAUUGUGCACUCUCCCAUUACCCAAACUAGUGAGCUAAAAUAAAUACAGAAAACAUCAUGGACCAUCCCUGCAAAUUUAAAGUAGGUAAACAAAUAACACGAUCAAAUAUGAACAAAAGUUGGGAACGAAUGCAAAAAAA